Cryptococcus wingfieldii CBS 7118 is the source of this 531-nucleotide messenger RNA. RefSeq lists its product as hypothetical. The coding region runs from base 1 to 531 and encodes 176 amino acids. The record is from RefSeq and is a predicted model, not a curated record. The transcript has 3 exons. Lineage: Eukaryota; Fungi; Basidiomycota; Tremellomycetes; Tremellales; Cryptococcaceae.
AUGAUCGCUUUCACUCCCCCCACCACGUCCACCCGCACCCAACAACUUCCAACUUCCGACCCUUUCCGACAACCGCUCAACGCCGCUGCGCUCCAUCACUCCCUCGCUCCUGACUUUUCCCUCAGAAAUGCCGGAAUCUUUCCCAUCAAACGAACGACGGUCAACAAAGGCUGGUGUCCUCCAAAAACACCCCCCACCAACACUCCUCCAAUCCUUCGGUCUCAUCCGGAGGGCGAUGUCCCCCAGUACUCUAUCGGUCUCAUGUAUGCGAGAAAUGUGGUGCUCUUCACUGGGCAGGCGAACGUCCAGCCAUCGCCAGACACUCUCCCUCUCAUGAAGCCGCCUUCUCUUCCUGCUGUUCAGGGUCAAGGUACAGCAUUCAUACAAGCCAUCGACUCGGACCGCCCUGGUGUCAAGUUCUUCCAGUCUAUAGUUGACACUAUUGAUGGCGAGAACCCUCUCACUAUCCUCUCUAACAAGCGGCACAACGGCAGGGAGAUCAUCUGGAGAGCAAAUUUUGGCUCCAUGUAA